AGUGGUAAAAAGAUCUGCCGCGAUACCGCGGUGCUCGAGCUCGAGCGAGUCUAAAGACCGAAGUUAGUAUCUCAAGUAUCUGUAGGAUGGACAAGUAGUUCGCAUCGAUUCGUGAUCCCAGUGCGCUAGAAACGUGUUCGCGAAUAUGAUAGGAGUAAUUUAGUAUAACAUUUCUUUCGGCCUGUAUUUUUUCUGUGAUAAUUAUCAUAUUAGUCGAAAUUUUUCGCAAUGGCUAACACAAAUUUUAGUGCUUUGAACGAUAAGAACUUGGAACAAUGUGUGGUUACGUUUAUAGAAAAAGUCGAAUCUAUGGAGAAGGAGAAACCUCAAGUGAUUAAGAAAAUUCUACCUCCGGCUCAAAUUGAAAUGAGAACAUUGCAGCUUUGGCGAUCGGUGAUUUCCGAAUGUUUGGCAUCAUUUUUAUAUGUUUUUAUCGUUUGUGGGGCUGCUUCGACUGCAGCUCAAGCUGGAUCUCUUCCUUUAACUGUGUUCAUUACUGCCGCUGCUUCUGGAUUUACUGUCUGUGUGUUGACUUAUUGCUUUCAGAAUUUGUCAGGUGCCCAUAUGAAUCCAUCUAUUACUGUAUCGAUGAUGAUGAGCCAAAGUAUAACUCUUUUCAGAGGAAUGUUGUUCAUCGUAGCCCAGAGCGGAGGAGCUAUUGCCGGUGCAGCGUUAUUAUACGGGGUAUCUGUCACACCUCAUGUUGGAGACUAUAACGCUGCUGUGCCAUCUUUAGCCAGUCAUAUGUCUGUCUGGAAGAGAUUAGGUAUAGAAUUUGUACUUUCAUUUCUGAUCGUGUUCACAUAUCGCAUUACAGUAGAUGAUCAUCGUAAAUGGUUCGGAAAUUCGGCAACCUGCAUGGGCUUGGCAUAUUUAGCUACUGGAUUGGUUUCACAACCAACACAAAACCCUAUACGUGCUUUUGGACCAGCUUUUGUAACAAACAGAUGGGAUAAUCAAUGGGUAUUUUGGGGCGGACCAUGUCUUGGUGGUGUAGCAGCUGAUUUAGUAUUCAAAGUCAUAUUCAUUACAAACAGGCGUAAAAGUAGAUCGGAAAUGUCUGUUGAUGGUGAUUCGGCGAGUAUUCAUUCGGAAGCUGAUACGUACGAUGAUUUAGGCAAAGGUCGAAGCACUGCUAUGAAAAUCAUGAAACCAAAUCCAUAUACUAGGCAGUUAUCGACUAAUUCAGGAAAUGGUCAUUCAUACAAUACCGGUUUCUAUCCAAUGUCAGUAUGUAAAACACAAGAUCGAUCUGAAUCAAUAUACGAAGGAAGUCGUUCACUGUACACCAAAUCACCACCUCUAACCAGAGCUAAUCUAAGCAGAUCUCAAUCAGUUUACACCAAAACACCUCCUGCUCAUAAUUAUCAACGCGAACAACCUCGCCCUGGUCCUUUAUACCCGGCUCAAUCAAUGUACCCUAUGCCCUCCAGCAAUGCUAAUCCAAUCAGUCAAAAUCACCAAAACCAGCAACGUCAAGGAACCGAGAACAUCUACGGUACCAAAACCAGUAGCAGGGAUAUUUAUGGGAAAAUACCCGGAAGAAACGAGUCGAUUUAUGGUGGCGUUAAGAAACAGCACCACGAUUCUAAUGAUAAUUCGUAUAAUUCCUAUAUUAGUAAUAAUACCAGUGGUUCUAAGAUAACUCCAACUCAUAGUAUGGGUGGUAGAAAAGAAUCGUAUUCGAGUUCGAGUAUUCCACCUCCACCCAAAGGUCAUAGUCCUUAUUACCAUAGUCAGCCUUCUCCUAAUUCGCAGUUGAGCUCCCUGUAUUGAAAGAUUUUCAAAACUAUGAAUCUAGUCUUCCAUUAUUGUUAAUUAUUGUUUAUUUUUAAGUAAGUAUUUGUUUGAAAUUUUCGAAAGAUGUUUCCUUUCUUUUUAAAUUUUUUAUUAAGUACGAAACGGAGAUGGAAAACGGAGAGAAAAAUAUUGAUUUUGGAUCAAAAACCGAAACCUAAACUGAAACCAAAGCUUUUAUUAGAAAAACUUUUUAUUAAAAUAGAAAUUAACCGAAAAAAUACCUGGUUUUUAUAAAAGUUUUUUCUUAAUAAUUUACAAUGAAUAUCACAUUGAAUUAUGUUCCGAAUUACUGAUGUAAAAAUACUUUUUAAAAAACCAAACCCGAAAAUUAAAUUUUUAUUAAAAUUUCAACUGGCUUUUCCAUUCCCGUUAUAAAGGAUUGUUUUUGUUUAUGUUCUGAUUUCGUUCGUUAUAAAAAUAAAAGAGAGUUAAUUUGAGCUCGUAGUCGUAGUUCCUGUUUUCUUUGGACCUAUGUAUCUAUCUAUACCUUUGCCUGGGUAUUUGUUUUUUUUGCAUUUAUUUUUCUUCUUAAUUAUUUUUUGUGUCUUCCCUUUUGUAUGUAAAUUAAGUGUAAAUAAAAUGAUACGUUUUUAUAAA
Messenger RNA from Planococcus citri (citrus mealybug), 2397 nucleotides. RefSeq names its product neurogenic protein big brain-like. The record is from RefSeq and is a predicted model, not a curated record. Gene Ontology annotation, cellular component: plasma membrane. Gene Ontology annotation, molecular function: channel activity. The transcript has 7 exons. NCBI's taxonomy places the organism in Eukaryota, Metazoa, Arthropoda, Insecta, Hemiptera, Pseudococcidae. Bases 229 to 1776 code for a protein of 515 amino acids. Gene Ontology annotation, biological process: transmembrane transport.